This is a messenger RNA of Tremella mesenterica DSM 1558, 3168 nucleotides long. RefSeq lists its product as uncharacterized. Gene Ontology annotation, biological process: protein import into nucleus. The record is from RefSeq and is a predicted model, not a curated record. The transcript is spliced from 18 exons. Lineage: Eukaryota; Fungi; Basidiomycota; Tremellomycetes; Tremellales; Tremellaceae. Gene Ontology annotation, cellular component: nuclear membrane; cytoplasm. Bases 1 to 3168 code for a protein of 1055 amino acids.
AUGCUUACACUCGACGAUGAAUCGCAACCUCCCUCUCAACCGGUUGUCUUCCCUUCGCUCCAACCUGCGGAUCUCGAACAGGUCGCCCAGACCAUACUCCAGCUUUUCAAUCCUCAGACAUCUGGUAAUCCAGAGCUAGCAAAACAGCUCCAGAGUGAGCUUCACCGGAUUCAGUCCACUCCAGAGGCAUGGGGUUUGAUCGCUGGUCUGGCGUCUCAUGAUGACCCUAAUGUCCGUUUCUUCUCGGCACAUACGGCCCAAGUGAAAAUAUCCAGAGAUUGGGAAAGUCUACCUGAACAACUUCACACCAGUCUUUUAUCUCUACUCCUAACCACUCUGUCUAAUGCUAUCUCGUCAGCCAACCCACAAUCGUAUCAACCAGCCAACGCCGUGGUAGUCCGUAAACUUUUCACAUGUCUCGCAUCUUUACUCUUACGUCUUCCCUUUCCUCAUUUCCCCCGACCCAUAACGACGGUUUUACAGACUAUCUCUUCCUCCGGGGAUGGUUCUGGCGCACAAGGCUCAACUGACGUGGGCAUGGGGGAUGUCGGAACUAGCUUGGGAGGGUAUCUGGUAGGACACAGAUUGAGAUUGUGGAGUUUGGAAUGGUGUGCUAUAUGUGUGGAGGAAAUGGGCCGGGCCGAGCUGAGUGAUGUGAAGAGGAACGCAGUCAGAAAACACAUCGAAGCGGAACUACCAGCAGUCAUGAGCACUUUAACCUCUGCCAUGUCUCCGCCCGAUCCCAUGGAGGGGUCUGAUCAAUUACGAGCCAAAUUGAAAGAAGCCGAAGCUGCUUGUCGAUGUGCGGAAGCUUGGGUGUUUUAUGGGCUUGGAGCAGACGAGCUGACUACCCUCUUGCCUCAUCUGUACGGUCUACUACCUAUGCCCGCUGCAUCGGCUACCCUAGUCGAGGUCCUCUCGGAGAGCAUCUUCAAAUAUGGAAAAGGAGCCAAAGUGUUAACGGAGCCUUUGCUCGCUUGGAUCAUUGGUCCCAGCGGACAAUCCGUUAUCGGGUCUGCAGAUGGAGAACCUUCAGAAGAAACAUUAGGAGUGGGAAAACUUAUCGCUGCUCUGAUAGAGCAUUCGUCCGACUGGCUCGUCUCACGUAUAGAACAUCCAGAUGUUCAGGCUCUUCUGGGAGUCGUCCUUCGUUUAACAGCUUGGAAAGGUACUGGGAACGUGGAUGAGCAUAUGAGCGAGUUGACUCUUCCUAUCUAUCCACUCAUACAAGAGGCGAUCAUGGAUUCCGAUGCCUUCUCUGCGCCUUACGAUAGUGCUCCCACAUGGGGAGUGGCGAGACAAUUCUUCAGAGAACUCGUGUCUACUAUCCGGACCAAAGUCCGAUGGCCUGGAAUGGGCGAGAGUACAGAUGGACUUGGCGGACUGGAUAAGGAUGAUCGUGAAGCUUUUGAUUCAUGGCGUCGCGAUGCGGGAGAGGUUGUCAUCUGCGCGUAUUACAUCCUGAGAGAAGAAAUGCUAUCGACGUUAGUUGAGCUGGCUCGAGUGCAAGUCGAGAGUACGGCUACAUGGCAGGACAUAGAAGCCACUUUACAUUGUAUACGAUAUUCUUCCGAAGCAGUCCCCCUGGGAGAGGCUCGGUAUCUACCAAUCGUAUUCAGCGACGCCAUUCUAGGACAACUGGCCAAUAGACCGAUGGUCGGUCGAGGUGAAGAACGAUUACGUCUUACAGUCGUUUGUCUGAUACAGGCAUACGAAGAAUGGUUUAAAUUCCACCCAGAUCAUCUCUUACCAAUCCUUUCAUAUCUCGUCCCUUCACUCACCUCCACUCGGAUAAUAUCCCGUUCUGCUGCAGACUCAUUGAAGACGGUGUGUGACAUAUGUCGCAAUAAGCUUGUACAGCACAUUGGUGCGUUUUCCGAGUUGCACGGCAAAUUGGGGGAGCUGGGUCCUGAAGAACAAAUAAAGGUCGUACAAGCUAUAACCAGUGUUAUUCAAGCUCUCGCACCUCCUGAUGCGGUUGGUCCAGUGGAGGGUAUUCUCACACCUAUCUGUGACCAAGUGGAAAAUGCUAUCCGAGCAUCACAGACCGAUGCUACCGCCGCUCAACCUCUGCUCGUACACGCCCUUCAUGCUUUGACAGCAUGUUUCAAGGGACUCACACCGAGUGAUGACGAUAUCUUCGAUUUGACAGAUGACGAUGAAUUGGAGCAAAAAGAAAUAGCUGUGAAGAGGUUAAGGAUGGAUCAACGUAUGUUUGGAUUACGACUACGUAUAGAACAAGUUGUGGAGGGUGCAGUUCAAGUAUGGAAUGGUGAUGGAGAAAUUGCCGAUGCACUCUCAUCUUUAGUGAAACAUUCCACAUUAUCAUCUUCCGAAACUUUGAUUUCUCUUUCACCAUUACCAUUGAUAACACUUGUCACCACCGCUUGUGAAAGAUCUCCAUCAGCGUUGUGGAUAUCUUUAGCGGGUACACUUGUAAUGAGGGUUAAUUCUCCUCCGUCGGCGUUGACGGUGAAGAAGGAUAAGACUGUGGAAGAGCAGGUGUUGUACGAGAUGGAAGAACAGGAAAGAUGGAAUGUUGUGGCUGGUGCAGCGACAAGGUUGUUGUCGGUCGCUAGUAACAUACAUAUGACAGAGUCUGAUCCACAGCACCCCGACGUAGCAGAAGCAUGGUACAAUUUCUCAUCCAACCUUUCUUCCCGUUUUCCCGGUAUACUCCUCCGUCUUCCAUCCACAAUAGUAGAAACUUACGUCUCUCUUGGAAUUAUGGGAUUAUCAGCUCAAGAACGUUUCUCCCUCAAAGCAUCUUGUGAUUUCUUAGUCGCUUUACUUUCAACUACACGUUUUCCUUCACCUCUCGAACCUAUAUCCGAUGCUUUAUUACAACAUUUUGGACCGCAGAUGUUACGUGCCAUCUUACUCAGUGCUGGGGCGGAAGGACCUAGAUCUGUCAUUCCGAAUUUAGCAGAGUUGUUGGCUACGUUCGUGACUAGGAUCAAAGGGGAGGCUUUGGGAGUGUGGUUGGAUCAAAUUUUGGGAGAGCCUGGAUUCCCCGAUGUUAGAGCUACGAAUGAAGCGAAGAUCAAGUUGAAACAGACGGUGUUAAGAUCACGCACGACGAAAAAGAUGAGAGAAGCAUUACAUGAAUUCGCAUUAGUGUCAAGAGGGUUGGACAAUACGACUUAUGGGAGUGCCACGGCGAUUUGA